AUGUUUUCUUUUCAAGAGAAGGAGACCCCUCCGACGGUGAAGAUCAAAGACCGCAUCCCCAUGGCUGAGACCAAGCCGGUAUAUCUGGACGAAGACCCGAUCAAGGUCCCAGGCUGCAAGUAUGUCCUCCUCUCCUUCGUCUCCCCCGUAAGCAACGUGAAGAGCGACAAGAUCGGACUCAAGGUGCGGGGCGUCUUCGACGACAUGGACACGGCGCGCGCCCACCUACGCCGCCUAAUGGAAUUGGACCCAGCCUUUGAUAUCUUCGUGGCCGACUGCCACCGUUGGCUGCUGAUCCCACCUAAGCCCUCGGAUCUAGACAACGUGGAGUACAGCGACCAGAUGUUGCAGCAGCUAGUACAGACACACAAGGAAGAGCAGCUGAGAGCUAAGGCGGCUUUCGAGACUUACAAAGAUGAGAUGAUGAAGAAAGGCACCAGCAGUCUACAGGAGGACCUAGAAAAAGACGUUUCUCGGGAUUGUACCAUAGACGAAAAUCUGGAAGAGUAG
Messenger RNA from Klebsormidium nitens, 510 nucleotides. Lineage: Eukaryota; Viridiplantae; Streptophyta; Klebsormidiophyceae; Klebsormidiales; Klebsormidiaceae. The record is from the annotation of a GenBank genome assembly.